Caenorhabditis remanei is the source of this 534-nucleotide messenger RNA. RefSeq lists its product as uncharacterized. The record is from RefSeq and is a predicted model, not a curated record. The transcript is spliced from 4 exons. Bases 1 to 534 code for a protein of 177 amino acids. Lineage: Eukaryota; Metazoa; Nematoda; Chromadorea; Rhabditida; Rhabditidae.
AUGACUACGAUCCCAAGUCUCCUAUUCCUAAUCUCCUUAAUCCCCUUAACCAACUCAUGUGUUCGUAUGAUACCUCCGGAAGAGGUAUCCGCUGGAACUACAGUAGCCAGUCCACCGGGUGAGGAGCCUAGUGAGGCGCCGACGGCAGCUCCAGAAGUCACGACGCCUGGAGAAGAGAUCCCCGCUGGCACGUGUUUCACGGGGUUAUCGAAUUCGAUCGGUGGACCCUGGACGAAUAUAUCACCAGUGGAUUUUGAAGGAAACAUGAACAUUGUCGACGUGCCAAACCCUAUUCUGAAAUGCCACAAAGUCGAUAUGAGCACGUGUAAGACGUGGACUAUCACGCAUGUCGGAUUUGGAGAACACGGUCAGGGGAGUCAGCUCCUGGUGAGUGCUUCUGACACAAAUCAGAUCUCAAUAAGUUUGACGUGUACAGCGGAUGGAUACGCGUGGGAAGGAGUGUUGCCAGGCGAGACGCAGGUUACUAGAGUAACUGGAAUAGAAGGCCUUCAAUGUGAUAUCACUUGCAAUUGA